GCUACCAGCCAGAUAAACACUCAGCAUUGGUUUGCACAGCAGGAGUAACAUGGCGGCACAGUUAGCCAGCAGAAAUGUUGUUUCACUACCGCGAAGGUCAGAGCUGCGUCGGAUAAACGGAAUUUAACAGCGAGGACACGGCACAAAGUCUUAAAUCCAGGGAGGCGUGGAUGAUGAUUAAAGGUUUCCUAACGUUACCGUCUUGCAGCAAUGGCCUGAGGGACUCUCUGGACUGAAAUCAAGACGCUGAUAUGCAUUGAGGAUGAGUGGAGUCGGUGAAAACUCAUCUGACCCUGCGAGGGCAGAUUCACGAAAACGCAAAGAAUGUUCAACCGAACUUCUUGGACCCAGUCCAAAGCGGAGCAACGAGAAGCGCAACCGCGAGCACGAGAACAAAUACAUCGAAGAGCUCGCCGAGCUGAUCUUUGCCAACUUCAAUGACAUCGACAACUUCAACGUCAAGCCUGACAAAUGUGCAAUCCUGAAGGAAACUGUGAAACAAAUCAGACAAAUAAAGGAGCAAGAAAAAGCAGCAGCAGCGAAUGAGGAGGAGGUACAGAAGGCUGAUGUCUCAUCGACAGGCCAAAGUGUGAUUGACAAAGAUGCCUUGGGACCAAUGAUGUUGGAGGCCCUUGACGGCUUCUUCUUCGUGGUAAACAUGGAGGGCAACAUCGUCUUCGUGUCCGAGAAUGUCACCCAGUACCUGCGCUACAACCAGGAGGAGCUGAUGAACACCAGCGUCUACAGCGUGCUGCACGUUGGGGAUCACGCCGAGUUCAUCAAGAACCUGCUGCCCAAAUCCCUCGUGAACGGCGUCCCGUGGUCCAGCGAGGGUCCGAGGAGAAACAGCCACACGUUCAACUGCCGAAUGCUAGUCAACCCGCACAGCGAGAGCCAGGACGAGCAGCACGAGCAUGAGCCGCAGCCGCAGAAAUACGAGACCAUGCAGUGUUUCGCAGUGUCUGAGCCCAAGUCAAUCAAGGAGGAAGGAGACGAUUUUCAGUCGUGCCUAAUCUGCGUGGCUCGCAGGGUGCCCAUGAAGGAAAGACCCAUGCUGCCCACACAUGAGAGCUUCACCACACGCCAGGACCUGCAAGGUAAGAUAACGUCCUUGGAUACCAGUCUACUGCGGGCGUCCAUGAAGCCGGGCUGGGAGGAUCUGGUGAGGCGCUGCAUCCAGAGGUUCCACCUGCAGAAUGACGGAGAGAUGUCUUUUGCUAAGAGACAUCAGCAGGAAGUGCUCCGCCACGGACAGGCAUUCAGCCCCAUCUACCGAUUCUCCCUCUCUGAUGGGACCAUUGUGUCGGCCCACACGAAGAGCAAACUGGUGCGCUCUCCCGCCACCAACGAGCCCCAGCUCUACAUGUCCCUGCACAUUCUCCAGAGGGAGCAGACGGUUUGUGGGAUGGGUCAGGACAUGGGUCCUGGCAGUCAGGCCACAGGGAUGGCCCCCAAACCGAUGAACCCCUCCACCCCCUCCAUGACUCCUCCCACCCCCGGCUCUCUGCCAGGCUCGGGGCCUCAGGGCCAGGACACCACCAUUAGCAGCAACAGCACGCCUUUCUCCCCUCCAGGCCCAGCUGGCCCCAGAGAGCCGGCAGCCAUGGGGGGCCAUAUGCAGGGCUACCGGUUCGGCUGCCCCCCACCACACAACCACACCGGCGGCAUGCAGCCUCCACAGCAGGGCCCUAACUGGAGGAUGAACAGUCCGUCCCGCGCAAGCCCCAGCCCUGCCGGUGGGCCCCACCCACCUCAACAGAACUCUAUGCUGUCACCCAGGCACCGAGGGAGUCCUGGGGGGGCCGGCAGCCCUCGUGUAGCAGGAGGCCUGCACUCCCCCUCCCCAGUGGGGAUGUGUGGAGGAGGACCUGGGAGUGCAGGUAGUAGCAGCACGACUAGCGCUCAUGCUAACAGCUACACUAGCAACUCUCUGUCAGCUCUGCAAGCUCUCAGCGAGUGUCACGGCGUGGGACACGGGCCCCCCCACGCACACACUCUGGGGUCUCCAGACAGAAAGAUAGGCUCCCCAGCUGGGGUCACACAGGGGUCGGGGGUCAACUCUCAUCUGAUGUCAAAACUUGGAGGCAGUGGUGGCACUGUUGGUGGUUCAGGAGACUCAUUUGGACCUCACUCAGAGGGAGGUCAGGGGCCGACACCGGGCCAGACAGAGAGAAACCUAACUGAGCCCAAGGAGGAGAGAGAAGGACCCGCUGAUGGUCUGGAUGCUCACAACCGUCCCCAUGACAACAAGGGCAACACUAAGCUGCUGCAACUGCUCACCACCAAGCCCGAGCCGCUGGAGACGCCCCUGUCCCCCAGUGCAGGAGGGGACAGCAAGGAUCAGGUAGGGACAGGGGUCCGGGGCAGCCAUGCCGGGGGGAACACGCACGCCACAUCCCUUAAAGAGAAACACAAGAUCCUCCACCAGCUACUGCAGAACAGCACGUCUCCUGUAGACCUGGCCAAACUCACAGCAGAGGCCACAGGCAAAGAGCUGGGCCAAGACCAAACCCCGGGGGCCAGCGGGGCGGUUGCUGGGGCAGAAAUUACUCCAAAGCAGGAGCCGCUGAGCCCUAAGAAGAAAGACAAUGCCCUGCUACGCUACCUGCUGGAUAAAGAUGACACUGUACUGAAGGACAAGGUGCCUAAACUGGAGCCUGGGGAGGUGAAGGUCGAAGGAGGCAAACACCAACAUGUCAAGGCGGAGAAACAAGACGCGGGAUACGACCGGGCUGAACAGUCGUCGGAGCUCGAUGACAUCCUGAACGACCUGCAGAACGCUCAGCCGCAGCUCUUCUGUGAACCCCGGCCUGUUUCGUUGCCCAGUCCCAUGGACAAACAGAACAUCAUCAAUGACAUCCUGCAAAUGUCCGAGAACAAUCCCGCCAUGGCUGCACAGCAGCAGCACAGGGCCAUGGGGACCGGGAUGGCCCCAACAAAUUUUGGCAGUGUCCGGCCAGGACAGGGCAGGGGUCUGCCUGUGAGGAGCGUCUCUCUGGACAUGAAUGUGUCCCCCCAGCAGCCCUCAUUACAGUAUCCUAUAAGAGCCACCAGCCCGUACACUCUUAUGCAGCAGCAACAGCAGCAAGGCAUGGUGGGAAAUCACGGCAUGAUGGCUAACCAGGCUGGUAUGGUUAACACAGGACUGAUGGCUCCAGGGGGUCCCAGACCAGGCAUGCAGCAGCAGGAGGGCUGGGGAGGUUCACCCUCUGCUCCUCCUCUGGGACCGUCUGGCCCUGGCCAGCAGGGCGCCAUGCAGGGCAGGAUGGGACUCAAUGGGGCACCCUUGAGGCCCAACAGCCAGCCAGGACCACGGCAGAUGCUUCAGCCCCCAAUGAUUGCAAACGCCCAACCUGAUAUGGAAAUUGGCAUGGCUGGCCACCAUUUCUCCCAACAACAAGCUCCUCCUAACCAGACGGCACCCUGGCCGGACAGCAUGAUGCCCAUCGAUCAGACAGCUUUUGUAAACCAGAAUAGACCGGUGCACACAGCCCCUCAGGAUGAUUUGCUGUGCAGUACGGGGCUUAGCUCAGGCGAAGACAGCGCUGUAGAUGAGGGUGCUCUGAUGUCCCAGUUGUACACUGCACUAAAAGACUUUGACGGCCUUGAGGCGAUUGAUCGAGCUCUGGGGAUCCCCGCUCUGGUGGAACAAAGCCAAACACUGGAGCCAGAUCAGUUCCCCCAGGAUCCCUCCAUGAUGUUAGACCAAAAGCCCCCCAUGUACACGCAGCAGUUUGGUCCCCCACCCUCCCACAUGGCCCAGAGGGGCUAUCCCGGUGCACCUAUGCAGGAGCAAGGUUUCCACCCUAUGUCGGGUCAGAUGGGUCCUAGGCCCGGGUACCCCAUGAUCAGGAUGCAGGCCCGACCCGGACUCAGGCCCGCUGGGGUGGGCCCCAACCAGCCUAACACACUACGGCUGCAGCUGCAGCACCGGCUCCAGUCUCAGCAGAACCGUCAGCCAAUGAUGACUCAGAUGAGUAGUGUGUCAAAUGUGAACCUACCUCUUCGAGCCAGUGCUCCAAACCAGGGGAACAUAAACGCUCAGAUGUUGGCACAGCGACAGCGAGAGCUGCUGAGUAAUCACCUGCGACAACGGCAGCAGCAGGCACAGCAGGUCCAGCAGCAGCGCAGCAUGGCCAUGAGAGCCCAGGGCCUCAACCUGCCUCCAAACAUGGCCGCCGGAGGCAUGAGUAACCCCCGGAUCCCCCAGGCCAACCCCCAGCAGUUCCCCUACCCGCCCAGCUACGGUACCAGUACAGGCCUGGCCUCGCCACCUCCCUCCACCAGCCCCUUCUCCUCCCCUCUCUCCCCCAGCCUGCCCUCUCUUCCCCCCAACCCCCAGCUCCACCUGCAUGGCACCUCCUCCUCUUCCUCCACCUCCUCCUCCUCCUCACAGAUGAUGAUGGGAAACUCAAACAUGAUGGGCGGACAGUACGGGGCCGUACUCAGCCCCCAAUUGCAGCACAGUGCCUUUCAGUUUCCCAACUCAGGUAUGAGCCAACAAGCAGACGGCGGGUUUGGAGGUCCCGGCACGCCGCAGAGCCCCAUGCUUUCUCCCCGCAUGGCCCACACGCAGUCCCCCAUGAUGCAGCAGGGCCAAGGAAACACCGCUUUCCAGGGCUCACCUGAUAUGAAUGGCUGGCCACAAGGCAACAUGGGAGGAAACAGUAUGUUCUCACAGCAGCAAGCGUCACCGCAGUUCACCCAGCAGAACAACAGCAACAUGUACAACGGCAAUGGCAUGAACCUCAACAAUGUCUCCAUGGCCGCCAACAUGGCUACCAGCAGCAUGGGCCAAAUGGGUGGGCAGAUGAGUGUCACGUCCAUGGCCUCAGGGCCCUCACCUGGCUUGCCCUCCAUGGGACAGGAACAGAAAUACUGUUGACCCUCAUGGAGCUCUUAACCUGAACCUCAGUGAUUGGCUGGUCCAAGAAGCACGUCGGCCCUUUAAAAAUUGUAAAAACAUGUAACCAUCCGACGACCCCUUGAACCAGCCAGGCCGUGCCCGGACCCUCAAAGUCACCCCCUGCCCCUCCCCCCAGCUCUGAGUUUGCCGCCUUAGCAGGGCGUCUUCGGCGGCAACCCCGGAGGAGUACGGCCCUGAAGUGACACAGGAGCGUAAAGAUGGCUGCGGGAGGGGGGCGGAGGAUUGUGGAUCUCUGUCCAACAUGCCUAACCCUCCUGGAGGAGAGCCUUGUGAUGAGCCAGUCUGUCCGCCUGUCCAGCUGCAUUCACCGUAGUGUGACUUACUGUAGGCCUCCUCGUCCGGGAGCGGGGGGGGGGGCACUGACCUAAAGGGGGCAGCAGUGGGUGGGAUCCCUUUGUUCUGAUGAAUGUAUUCCUCUCAGUGGACAGCGGCCAUUUACAAUCUCAUCUCAAAAGAAAAUGACGUACACUGAUUUUUUUUUCUUUUUCACUCAUUUGUGACAUUUCCACAUAGUUCCACAAUGGCAGCAAAGACUCCAAGUUGUGUUCAAAUCUACGGACAGAGCUCAAACACUUAGCCGGUUUUGCCUUUUUGCUGUUCUUUAUUUUAUUCUUUUAGUUGUUUAUUUUUUUCUGUGAGAAUUAAGAUGUAGAAUGAAGAUAUGGUUGAAAAAUGAUCUUGAAAAACACUGCAGAAGAAUGGUUUGAGUGGAAUGGAGAUUUGUAUGAUUAGACUAAUUUAGUCGAGAGGUUUAUAUAGUGUAUUAAAUUAAGUUUUAUUUUUCUGUAUAGAUUCAUUUUAAUUAUUGUAGAUGGUUCUUUAUCUUAGUAGCAACAAGAAAAAAAUAUUUCUGAAAGUGUGGAAGAGGCACUUUUUAUAAUUUUAACAGUAAUGGUUGUAUUCUUUCUGAGAAGAUUCUUCUUUUAACCAGAAUUAUGGAUUAUUCUUUGGUCCUGGCGUUUCAGAAGAAGAUGUCAAAAUCAUAUAUGGUUUAAAAAUUAAAUACAGAGAUUGUACAUACCGAGAGAAAAACAGUUUCUUUCCUAUUUAUUUUAUUCCUUAGGGUUUGGUUCCCCUCCCUGUCUGUUCACAACUGCCUCUUGAAGCAGAGCAGGUUUUUUUUGUUUUGUUUUGUUUUAUUUUGGGUGGUGGAGUGGGAGCCUUCACGUUCUGGUACGAUGCAGACAUGGAUGUGGGUGGGAGGUAGGGACAGGUUUGUAAGGGGGUGUGCUGUGUAUACAGUGUACAGAUUAUCGCUUGCUUCUCUGCCUUUAGCAUAGAAAGUCACAAAAAAGUCUAAAAAAAUUAAAAAUACUACUUCAACACAGCCAUACAGUUACUCAAAAAAAAUAACAGAAGUGUGCUUUCUAUGUUGUCUGGAGUGAAAACUGCUUCAUACAAGCUGCUAGGUGCAAACUGUUCUGGUGUGAUGUAAACAAGCAAUAACAAUUACUUGAGAAUCACUUGUUUUUUUUUUUUUUUUUGGUUUUGUUUUUUUUUCUGUUUUUGUAAUUUUUGUACAGUUUCCUGAAUUAAAAUGGACACAUUUUCGCUCCACAUUUGGAUGCAGUAUUAAACACAGUUUUUUAUUGCAGUUUGUACCAAGAAAGUCCACACAGCGUUCCUGUUUUUGAUUAUGCAGCCACUCUUCUAUCGCAGAGGUCAGAGUUAAGACUGCACGGCUCACCAGACCUGCUCUGACAGACACUUAGCCAUAUUUUAUGACCUCAGGCAGUAUAAAGUGUUCACUGAUGACGUGCUAUUCUUGUGCCCCAGUCAGGGUUUGGUUUGACCUUCACAAGAUCUAAAGCAAGUCAUCUUCUCUAACCUCAAAAAUACAUGACAAAACUUUUUAUAUUGACUAUUUUAACCCAGGACGAACUCGGAGCAAGCCAAAUAAUCCUCACUUUUCAAUUGGAUUUCUGAAUUCCUCUAGCUUUUAUUUUCUUAGUGAGAAAAACCUGUUGGUAAGCAUGUUUGAGGCCCGCGUUAAUACAAAAUGAUGUCACUUAUCAGGGUCAAAUGUAGAUGUUGCAGCAUAAAGAGGAAGAGAAUCAUUCUGAAUGUAUUGUCAUUUAAGGCCUAAGGAUGUGACUGAUGGUGUGUAUUGUCAACAUGUUGACAACGUGGUGUUGUGCAAUCGCACCAUGCUCCUCAGCAUUUAGGUAGGAUGCUGCUUCUGUUGUAUUUUUUUUAUCAUCACAUGACAUUUGAAGCUGUAGCACGUGAACUUUGGGACAAAGGAAGUCUGCAUUCAUGUUUGGUUCAGCCAUCAUCACAGAAGCCCUGCAGGAUUUUGUUCUUCACUGUAGGCCUACAGGAGAUCACAUUUUUUAAUAAAUGCUGUUUUGAUUGUAUCAUACAGUCGUGCAGAUCAAGCCUUUUUGAGCCAUUUUAAAGAAUGAUUCACAGCCCUUUGCAAAAUUUCCAAAGAUUGUCAACGUUUUAAAAAGAUUUAAAGCCAUGUGGUAGCAAUGCAUUUUUUAGCAUUUAUAAUGAGGACAGGAGCAAAUAAAUGAUUUUGCCCCGUACAAAUAUCCAGGCUUUUGGACCCACUUAAACAAAAUAUUUUUUUCCUCUGUAACUUAUGGUUUUGAAGAACUUUAAAUGCCCUUUUGUAUUGUCUGCCAAUUUCUUAGAGCUAAGAUGCAACCUUGAAAUGCUACGAACCCUAGCAUAAUGCCUUAGAUUUCGUCCGUUCUUGUUCUUGUACAUUACACCGCUGUCUGUAUAAAUUUGUAUAAUGACUUGUGUACAAUAUUGAAUGGGUGCAUCAUUGUUCAACUUUUUCGCAGUUGCUGGAGACUCUCUGUUCCUCAUCGUUGCUCUCUGUUCUGUGUUGGGUUGAAGACUCUGUUAUUUCACCCCCCUCCCUCCCCUUUCUUUCCUCUCACUGUUUGUAUGGAAAAGAUGAUACAUAGGGAUAUUGAAGCAAUAUGUAAAAUACUAUAUGGACUUUCUGAAGAAAGCUUACUGUUGUGUUUUUCCCCCAGAUAUUUUUUUCUGCAUUGUUGUUCACAGGAAUCACACUGUAUACCCGCAUCCAUCUUUGUAUCCCCAGUGUGUGUGAGCGUUUUAUGCAAAAUUAGAUAUACAAGAGAAGUUAAAACCACAGUUAUGCAAGUUGUGAACUAAUAUGGCUUCGCUGAUGCUAUUUGCCUUGUAAAUAAAGAAUUCUGUUAUUGCA
Messenger RNA from Cheilinus undulatus (humphead wrasse), 8114 nucleotides. RefSeq names its product nuclear receptor coactivator 2 (gene ncoa2). The coding region runs from base 263 to 4885 and encodes 1540 amino acids. Gene Ontology annotation, cellular component: nucleus. NCBI's taxonomy places the organism in Eukaryota, Metazoa, Chordata, Actinopteri, Labriformes, Labridae. Gene Ontology annotation, molecular function: nuclear receptor binding; protein dimerization activity. The record is from RefSeq and is a predicted model, not a curated record. Gene Ontology annotation, biological process: positive regulation of transcription by RNA polymerase II; cellular response to hormone stimulus. The transcript is spliced from 22 exons.